CUCUUUUUCAUAUCCACAAAAAAAUACAAACACUCUCUUUACGUCCUCCGACGUACAUUGUUAGCCAGUAGCAGAAAGAAAUUUCAUCUCACAAUUUAUUAUACACAGAGUCAAGAUCAAAAUGAGUCAUAAGAAGCUGUUACUUACGAUAUUCGCAAUAUCAUUUUCCUUUUUAAUGCUGGCAGAUGAGACGCUCGCCUGCUCGUGUAUGCCAUCUCAUCCGCAAACAAGUUAUUGCAAUGCAGAAUAUGUGAUUGUUGCUAGAAUUCUCCGAAGAUCCAAUCGUAAAAUUAACAAUCAUCAUGUCUAUAAAAUUGAUAUUGUAAAAUCAUAUAAGGCAUCUGAGAAAGCACAGCAAUAUCUAAAACAGUCGAGAUUAAUUACAGCUCCAAAUGAUGGACUUUGCGGAAUUAAUUUCAAAAUCGGACAACUUUAUGCCAUCGCUGGUAACUCACAGAAAAUUGGAUUAUGUCAAUAUGUCAAAGAAUAUUCGAAAAUGACACAAGUUGAGAAGCGUGGCAUAGCUGGAGCAUACAAAAAAGGUUGUGGAUGCGAGAUCAACUUGUGCGUGAACAACAUGAAUUGUCAAACAGCACCCAGAAGUUGUGAUUGGUCACUGUUUAACGAGUGUGAAACUGACUACGGCAUCUGCGUGCCAAUCAAGAGUUCAAAGAUUCAAUCAAAACAAACAAAAUGUCAAUGGAGACGCAGCCCUUUAUACCAAUCAUGUCUUCUUGAUCCAUAAAUGACUUGCGAACUACAAAAACCAUUGAGGACUAUGUUACAUAACACGAAGAUGAUAAAAUUAUAAAAAAAGAAAGGUUUUUUAUAUAUAAAAAAAAAUAAAUUUAACAUUAAAGCUAUGUAUGUACAUUAACGAACACAUUUGGAACUUUAAGAUAAGUUUCAUUAAAUUUAACGAAGUUUUUUUUUUACUUUUUUGAUUUCAACUCUCAAAAACCUAUUUAUUUGCUAUUAUUAUUACUGUUAUGAUUAUUAUACUGUGGUAUUUUCUUGAAAAAACAUACAAAAAAUAUUUUAUUUUUAAAGGAAAUUUUAUGUUUUAUUUUACUCAAAACAAAAAAUUGUGAAAAAAAAUCGUUGUUCCAUCAAGAUUCAGAGUUGUUUGAGUGAUGAGGGAUUAGGUCAGGAUUUGGUGUGGAAUGAACUUCAAGAUCAUCUUGAUUCGAUCUUCUGAAGAUCUUGUAAAAGGUUUAUAACAAGUUGAUUUAGACCCUAAUAUCAAAUAUCCUUCUAAUGUAAGCUAAGACCUCCCAAACCAUUAACUACAGAGUCAGAAACCAGAAAAGAUACAUCAAAAACGUUAAAACCACCACAAAAGAAAUCAAAACCACAAAGAAAAAACUUUCCAUCCGCAACUCU
This is a messenger RNA of Chironomus riparius, 1383 nucleotides long. The record is from the annotation of a GenBank genome assembly. Lineage: Eukaryota; Metazoa; Arthropoda; Insecta; Diptera; Chironomidae.